AGACCAGGUCAAAGAUGAGUAUUUGCAAGCAGGGCAGUGAUUGUGGUCAUGGAGGGGAGUUGUUUUAUGUAAAAUGCACUGGACUUGGUGAUUAUUGGAAUAUAAGGGAUGACUCCUGAGUUUCCGGCUGGGGGAAUGUAGUAGGAAUUGGUGCCUUUCACUUAAAAAUAGCACCUAGGAUGAUAGCACUUAGAAGAUUGCAUUCAGCAUGGGGGAAUAGGUUUGAAGAGAGGAAUUAGUUUUAGAUUUUGAAUAUUUGUAUGUGAAUUGCCUCUGGGACAUUUCAGGUGAAAUCUAGAGAAAACUACGCUGAUAUUGCACAGGAGCACUGUCUAGGCUCUCAAGAUAGACUUGAGUCAUCAGGAUGAUUCAAGACAUAUGUGAAGCCCCCGACACCACUUAAAGAGUCAAAGAAUGUUUCUAAAGGGGAGGAAGUCUAAGUACUGAGCCCAAGGGAAACAUAAGAUUUUUUUUUGUUUUUGUUUUUGUUUUUUGAGAUGGAGUUUUGCUCUUGUCACCCAGACAUGGCAUGAUCUUGGCUCACUGCAACCUCCGCCUCCUGGGUUCAAGCGAUUCUCCUGCCUCAGUCUCCCAAGUAGCUGGGAUUACAGGCAUGUACCACCAUGCUCAGCUAAUUUUUGUAUUUUUAGUAGAGCUGGGGUUUCGCCAUGUUGGUCAGGCUGGUCUCGAACUCCUGACCUCAGGUGAUCCCACUGCCUCGGCCUCCCAAAGUGCUGGGAUUACAGGUGUGAGCCACUGCGCCCAGCCCAGAAACAUUAGUUUUUAAAAAGCAACAGAAUGGUAAGGUGAAAGGUCUGGUUAUUGUCAGGGGCCACAGAGAGAUCAAGUCAGAUAGGAAUCAGUUGGAUUUGAUAAGAGGUUACUAGUGGCUUUGAGAAGAUUAAGACUAGAGGGGCAAACAUUUUUAUAUUUUGUGGCAAAGGAGAUGCAGUCAAAUUAGAGAUUGGGGAAAAGGCAGAAAAAAGUCUGCAAGGAGAGAAAUCAAUACUUUUCAUUGAGUGCCUACUGGAUGCCAGGUAUAGAUCUAAGUAAGCCCCAAAUCCUGGAGUGAUCUUCAAUUUCUCUUAUCCCACACUGGCAAGUCUUGCUGGCUCUAAUAUAUUCCAGCUCAUUGUAUUUCUCUUCAUCACCUCUGUGGCUAACAUCCUUUUCUAGCCUAGACUUAAUGUAUUAGUUUCCUAAGAAGUCUGUGUUUCCAGUCCUGAUUUGUUAUAAUGUAUUCACCAUACAGCAACCAGAAUGACAUUUGAAAAGAGUAAAUUGGACUAUUUCUCUCUCCUACUAACAAUGAACUUUCCAUGGCUUUCCAUCACACCUAAGGUCCAAAUUCCUUAUAACAGCCUGCAAGGUACAAAGUGAGGCCCUUGAAGUAGCAUCUUAUAGCUUCUUUGCUCUCUUAGUUUGAGCCACGCUUUGUUUCUGUUGAUUGAAUGCAACCCCAGGAGCUGAGUAAGGCUUUGGAACAGAAACCAGAUGAUGCACAAUAUUAUCGUCAAAGAGCUUAUUGUCACAUUCUUCUUGGGAAUUACUGUGAUGGGGUUUCACCGUGUUAGCCAGGCUGGUCUCGAUUUCUUGAUCUCGUGAUCCACCUGUCUCGGCCUCCCAAAGUGCUGGGAUUACACGCAUGAGCCACCAUGCCCAGCCAAAAACCCAUCUUUUUCUACAUAGUUGCUGUUGCUGAUGCAAAGAAGUCUCGCGAAUUCAAUCCAAAUAAUGCCACUGCUAUGCUGAGAAAAGGGAUAUGUGAAUACCAUUAAAAAAACUAUGCUGCUGCUCUAGAAACUUUUAUAGAAGGAUAAAAAUUAAGACAGGGUUUCGCCCUGUUACAAAAGCUGGUCUUGAACUCCUGGGCUAAAGUGAUCCACCUACCUCAGCCUCCCAAAGUGUUGGAGUUACAGGUGUGAGCCUUUAUGCCUGACCUCAUCCUGUACAUUUCUAGGCCUUAUUACUUUUAAGAGCAAUAGAAAAGUUUCCUGCCUAAAUUCCUUUCCUUUUUUUUUUUCUUCUUUUUGGACCUGGGGGCACAGCGCCUUACUCUUUCACCCAAACUUGAGUGCAAUGGCACCAUCAUAGUUCACUGCAGCCUUGAGUUCCUGGGCUCAAGCUGUCCUUCUGCCUCUGCCUCCUGAGUAGCUGGGAAUACAGGCAUGUGCCAUCACACUAAGCUAAUUCAUUAAACAUUUUUGUGUAGAGAUGAGGUCUCACUACAUUGCCCAGACUGGUCUCUGAACUCCUGGCCUCAAGUGAUCCUACUACCUUGGCCUCCCAAAGCGCUGGCAUUACAGACAUGAGCCACUGCACUUGGCCCCUAAAUUCUUUUCUUGAGUUUUCUUUCUUUCUUUCCUUUCUUUCAUUUUCUUUCCUUCCUUUCCUUCCUUUUUUCCUUUCUUUCUUUUUUUUUUUUGAGACAGAGUCUCGCCCUGUCUCCCAGGCUGGAGUGCAAUGGUGCAUGGUGCAUUCUCGGCUCACUGCAACUUCUGCCUCCCGGGUUCAAGUGAUUCUCCUGCCUCAGCCUCCAGAGAAGCUGGGAUCACAGAUGCGUGCCACCACGCCCAGUUAAUUUUUUAUCUUUAGUAGAGAUGGGGGUUUCACCUUGUUGGCCAGGCUGGUCUCAAACUCCUGACUUCGUGAUCCACCUGCCUCAGCCUCCCAAAGUGCUGGGAUUACAGACGUGAGCCACCGCACCCGGCCGAAUAAUAUCUUAAUAUCAUGCCAUUGACAUUUAUUCUCUAAUUACUUCAGAGGUAGCCUUCAGAAGAAGGCCUCUUUGGUAAAAUUGCUAUUAAGGAUAUUUCACUAAAAAACAAAUUUAUCUUUAAAUUUAAAUCCAGGAAAAAUUUAAGUUAAACUUUUAGGCUUCUAUUUUUAUCAGACAGGGUAAAAAAUUUAUAACUCAGAAUAUUACCUUUUCCCCUCUUUGUAUGAUAGACUGCUUGGUUUUAGUUACUGAUUAUUUAAAAUAAUAAGUUAUUCAAACCCUCUUCUCUAGAGUAUAGUGUAUGUGAGACAGUAUAUUUAAAAUUUUUAUUAAGGCCCAUGUAGUUGUAUUUCUUUUAUAAAUUAGUAAAUUAGAAAAUUUUGUUUUAAGAGAUUUUUAAUUUAAAAUUUCCAGAUUACUCUUGGCUGGAGUUAACUUGAAUUAGUAGGCUUUUAUUUAGAGUACUUUUAAUCAAUGUUUUUAACGUAUUUCACUAUGCACUGUGUAUAAAUGUAAUCACUGUUCUGUGUCUCCAGAAAUGAAUACUUUGUUUAUGCAUACAUUUACGCUAUUAUCUGUAAGUAUAUAAUUUAUCACCUGUAGCCUCUUGACCCCCAUGUAACUUGGAUAUAUGAGAAAACUUCACAGAAUUUAAAGAUGCUUCUUGGUGUUGGUAGGAAAGGGAUGGGAACAGAUAAAGCCACUGAGAGAAUAGUGGACUGAAUAGGUAGCCGCAUUGAAGAGCGAGCUGGGGCUGGGGAAGGCUUAUGGACCUCAACUCAGCUCCCAGUUACCAAGCCUCCUCCCCACCCUAACUAAUGGCAUUUUGGGAGUCUGAUUUAGAUCUGACUUUGUUGUGUGUAUGAGGAAGCUUCUCUAAGGGCAGAGGGAUUGAGGGAAAUGUACAUUAUUUAUAUCUAUGAAACUAGUGAGGUCGACUGUAGUUAAAAUUAAUUUUAAAAAAUCAAAAUGUUUCAGGAUGAACAACUGUUAAAUUAUUGGUAUGUUUAUAGCUAUAACAGAGUUUGCCAUAAGUUCUGUUAAGACAGGUUUUAUUCACUGCUGACCCCCCAGUGCCUAGAACAGUGCCUGGGAUAUAGUAGGUAUUUAAUAAGUAUUUGCUGAUUAAUAGGUUGUGCAGAUGAGUGAUGUGAUAGGUUUUUCUUUCUAGGUGCAGAUGCUAAUUUCAUGACUGGAUUAAAAGGUGUCAAGAAGUUCAGAAUGGCUCAGAAUCUGAGGUGGGCAUGGCAGAGUGAAGCACAAGCAAUAAUCCUGUAUUAUUCGCGAUCCCAGAGUCCCUUCGGAUUUGCGCCCUGCGCGGCGGGGAGAACCGGCCUCCUGCUCGAGUUCAGAGCUCAUCUGAGGAAUUGGAAUUGAGACACCAAAGCCUAGACGCGUUUCCUGGACGACGGCUUCCCGGCAGGGGCAUCCAGCCAGCGGCCAAGAUGUCGUCAGUGGGGAAGGUGACCCAGGUUCCGAAUGGGAAAGCCUACCAGCAGAUCUUCCAGGCUGAGGUGCAGCUGGUCCACUCCCUUGCGGCCACCAGGAAGCGGGCUGCAGAGCAUUCUGUGACCCUGAAGAGUGGCAGGAUACCCAUGAUGAAGAAGGUGGAGACUCCUGAAGGGGAGGUGAUGUCUCCUCGACAGCAGAAGUGGAUGCACAGCCUCCCCAACGACUGGAUCGUGGAAAACCCUGUUCUCCACAGGGAAAAGGAAAGAGCCAAGAAGGAAAAAUCCCGAGAGAGUGAGAGCACCAUCGCUGCCCGAGAAGUGCGGGGUCUCAUGGAUACUAUGGUUCCUGAGAAGAUAAGCACCAGCACCUUUCAAAGGCGAGCAGAACACAAGAGGAGGAGCUAUGAGAGCGCUCUGGCCAGCUUUCAGGAGGAGAUUGCGCAGGUGGGAAAGGAAAUGGAACCUCUCAUCGUGGACACAGGGGGACUUUUUUUGAAGAAGCUGACUGAGUCUGAUGAAGAAAUGAACCGUCUCUUCCUAAAGGUGGAAAACGACACCAACCUUGAGGACUACACCAUCCAAGCCCUGCUGGAGCUGUGGGAUAAGGUGGCUGGGCGGUUACUGCUCCAGAAGCAGGAGAUUAAGGAGCUGGAUGAGGCCCUGCACUCGCUGGAGUUCUCCCGAGCCAAUAAACUAAAAGGCGUGUUGAAGAAAUAUGCGGAAGUCAUAGAGAAAACUUCCUACCUCAUGCGGCCAGACGUGUACAGGCUGAUAAAUAAAGAAGCCAUGGUCAUGAACUAUGCCCUGCUGGGCAACCGGAAGGCCCUCGCCCAGCUAUUUGUCAACCUGAUGGAGUCCACCCUGCAGCAGGAGCUGGACAGCCGCCACCGCUGGCAAGGCUUGGUGGACACCUGGAAGGCUCUCAAGAAGGAGGCCCUGCUGCAGAGUUUCAGUGAGUUCCUGGCCAACGAGAGUAUCCAUACUCCCCCGGCUGUGACGAAGGAGCUAGAGGUCAUGCUGAAGACCCAGAACGUCCUGCAGCAAAGGCGGCUGAAGCACAUCUGCACCAUCUGUGACCUCCUGCCCCCCAAUUACAGCAAAACUCAGCUGACUGAGUGGCAUUCUUCCCUCAACUCCCUGAACAAGGAGCUAGACACCUACCACGUGGACUGCAUGAUGCGGAUCCGCUUGCUGUAUGAGAAGACGUGGCAGGAGUGCCUGAUGCAUGUGCAGAAUUGUAAGAAGCAGCUGCUGGACUGGAAAGCCUUCACUGAGGAGGAGGCAGAGACCCUGGUGAACCAGUUCUUCUUCCAGAUGGUGGGAGUGCUCCAGGGCAAGGUGGAGGAGGACCUGGAGCUCUUGGACAAAUCCUUCGAGACUCUGGCAGAUCAGACAGAGUGGCAGAGUUCGAACCUCUUCAGGUAUUUCCAGGAGGCGGUACAUCUGUGGGAGGCACACCAGAGCGAGCUGUUGGUGCAGGAGCUGGAGCUGGAGAAGAGGAUGGAGCAGCACCGGCAGAAGCACAGCCUGGAGAGCCAGGUGCAGGAGGCCCACCUCGAUAGGCUCUUGGACCAACUGAGGCAGCAAAGUGACAAAGAAACACUGGCGUUUCACCUGGAAAAGGUCAAAGAUUAUCUGAAGAACAUGAAAUCCAGGUAUGAAUGUUUUCACACCCUCCUGACAAAGGAAGUGAUGGAGUACCCAGCGAUCAUGCUGAAAGAACUCAACUCCUACAGCUCCACCCUCAGCCAAUACUUCUUUGUGCGUGAAAUCUUUGAACAGAACUUAGCUGGAGAAGUCAUUUUCAAAUUCAGGCAACCAGAAGCACAUGAAAAACCCUCCCAGAAGAGAAUGAGAAAACUGAGGAAGAAGCAAGGGUCUAAAGAGGACAUGAGCAGAAGUGAGGAAAGCAUAAGUAGUGGGACAAGUGCUGCCAGGUCAGUAGAAGCGGUGGAAGAAGAAAACGAUCAAGAAAUGGAGUCCUUCAUAACUGAAGAGGUGCUGGGGCAGCAGAAAAAAUCUCCACUGCAUGCAAAGAUUGAUGAGUCCAAAGAGGGCUCUAUUCAGGGAUUGGAAGAAAUGCAGGUUGAAAGAGAGAGCUCCUUAAACCCAUCCCUGAAUGAGGAGAAUGUGAAGGGUCAAGGAGAAAAGAAGGAAGAGUCAGAGGAGGAAGAUGAGAAGGAGGAAGAGGAGGAGGAGGAGGAGGAGAAGGUGGAGGAAGAGAAGGAGGAGAAGGAGGCACAGGAAGAGCAAGAGAGUUUAUCUGUGGGUGAGGAAGAAGACAAGGAAGAGGGUCUAGAGGAGAUAUACUAUGAGGACAUGGAGUCCUUCACAGUCUCCAGUGGAAACACGUAUUUUGUCUUUGUACCCCUGGAAGAAGAAGAGCAUUGCAGCAAGUCCCAUUCCACCUUCUCAGUCAUGUUCAUCAAUGACACUUCCAGUGCCAAGUUCAUAGAACAAGUGACAAUUCCAUCGAGACUAAUUUUAGAAAUUAAGAAACAACUUCGAGCUGGCUUCUUCGAGCACCUCGAGAAGUGGUUUGACCAGUGUUCCCUCAACACCCGGGUCACCGUGGCCACCAAAAUCAAUGAGCUGGAUUCAGAACUGGAGCUGCGUCUGCAUCUGCACCAGCCAAGAGCCCAGCAGAUUGAAAAAGACAUCCACAACGUCAGGGCAGCCGAGCUCUUGCUUCAUCAAGAGCGGUUGGACAGCCACUGUGCUGGGGUGACCGAGAUGCUGAAGAAGGAGCAGCUGAUGUUCUGCCAGUUCCAAGAAGAGCAAAACGUGAGGAGCAAAAACUUCCGCCUCAAGAUCUAUGACAUGGAGCACAUCUUCUUGAAUGCCACCAGGAGCCAAAAGCUGGUCAUUCUCAGCAACACACUGCACCAGGAGUUGCUUAGCUAUGUUGAUGUCACCCAGGUGUCCCUGCGCAGCUUCCGGCAGUACUUGGAGGAGAGUCUGGGCAAACUCCGCUACUCAAAUAUUGAGUUCAUCAAACACUGCAGAUUGUUUUCAGAGGGAGGCAACUUUUCUCCUAAAGAAAUCAAUUCACUGUGUUGCCGACUGGAGAAGGAAGCUGCCCGGAUAGAGUUGGUUGAAAGUGUCAUCAUGCUCAACAUGGAGAAGAUGGAGAAUGAGUACCUGGACCAGGCCAAUGAUAUCAUCAACAGGUUUGAAAGCAAAUUCCAUAACCUGUCUGUGGACCUUAUUUUCAUAGAGAAAAUCCAGCGGUUGCUGACGAAUCUGCAAGUGAACAUCAAGUGCCAGGUGGCAAAAUCCAAUUCGCAAACAAAUGGAUUAAAUUUCUCUCUGCAACAGCUUCAGAACAAGAUAAAAACUUGUCAAGAGUCCAGGGGAGAGAAAACCACAGUGACCACAGAAGAACUCCUCGGCUUCGUCCAAACUUGGAAAGAAAAACUGAGCCAGAGGAUUCAGUACCUUAACUGCAGCCUGGACAGGGUGUCCAUGACUGAACUGGUCUUUACCAACACCAUCUUGAAGGACCAGGAGCAAGACAGUGACAUCCUGACAUCUUCAGAAGCCCUUGAAGAGGAGGCCAACCUGGACGUGGUCACCCCUGAGUCCUUCGCCCAGCUGAGCUGCAUGGGGAAGCCCCUGAUUGAGGACCCAGCUGUGGAUGUGAUCAGGAAGAUCCUGCAACUUCCCAACACAAAAUGGCCAACCCACCAUUGUGACAAAGAUCGGUCCCAGACAGGUAGAGGCACACGGGCCUGUGGGUCUCGGGGCAGCAGUGAGGCAGGGGCUGGUGGUGCUGUGUGGCUCUUCUUACCUCCUGUUCUCUGCUCCUGUCCUGGGCCCUCGUCACCCAAAGGCUUCAAGCGACAUCGGUGCCGGCCAGAAAACUCUGGGAAGAAGGCUGUACCCAGCGCCAGUGCUACCUCUGCAGGAAGCUUCACACGGCACCCCAAGCCCAACAAAAUGGAGAGAAAGUACCAGGUGCUUGGGGACAAGCCUCCCCCUCCUGCUGAGGACUUUAAGGGGAUCAUCUUGACCCUCCUCUGGGAGAGCAAUGAGAACCUGCUGACAGUCGCAGAGGAGUUCUACCGUAAAGAAAAACGCCCGGUCACCAGGCCUGACUGCAUGUAUGACACCUUCGACCAGUGUGCCGAGAACAUCAGCAAAAAGAUCCUGGAGUACCAGAGCCAGGCAAAUAAGUACCACAACUCCUGCCUCAUAGAAUUACGGAUCCAGAUGAGGAGAUUUGAGGAGCUGCUGCCCCAAGUGUGUUGGCUGGUGAUGGAGAAUUUCAAGGAACACCACUGGAAAAAGUUUUUCACCUCCGUGAAGGAGAUCCGAGGACAGUUUGAGGAACAGCAGAAGCGGCUGGAGAAAGGAAAGGACAAAAAUGCCCAGAAGCUCCAUCUAAAUCUUGGACACCCCAUACAUUUCCAAGAAAUGGAGUCUCUACACUUAAGUGAAGAGAAAAGGCAGGAAGAGCUGGACAGCAUGAUUAGGAUGAACAGGGAGAAGCUGGAGGAAUGUACCAGAAGGAAUGGCCAGGUUUUCAUAACCAACUUGGCUACCUUCACUGAGAAGUUCCUACUGCAGUUGGAUGAGGUGGUCACCAUUGACGAUGUCCAGGUUGCAAGGAUGGAGCCCCCCAAACAGAAAAUAUCAAUGCUCAUACGAAGGAAACUCACUGGGCUCUCCCUGAAGGAAGAGAGUGAGAAAUCCCUGAUUGAACGUGGAAGCAGGAAGUGGCCAGGGAUCAAACCCACCGAAGUCACCAUCCAAAACAAGAUUCUUCUCCGGCCAACAUCAUCGAUAUCCACCACCAAAACCACCCUGGGCCACUUGGCGGCUGUGGAAGCCCGAGAUGCUGUGUACCUGAAAUAUUUAGCAUCAUUUGAGGAGGAGCUGAAGAGGAUCCAGGAUGACUGCACAUCUCAGAUGAAGGAGGCUCAGCGCUGGAAGGACAGCUGGAAGCAGUCCCUGCACACUAUCCAGGGCCUGUAUGUGUGACCCUCCACCCCACCAUGAAUAAACGCUUUCUUAUACAGA
Messenger RNA from Symphalangus syndactylus (siamang), 9192 nucleotides. It is a transcript of the gene CCDC180, whose product is annotated as coiled-coil domain containing 180. NCBI's taxonomy places the organism in Eukaryota, Metazoa, Chordata, Mammalia, Primates, Hylobatidae. The record is from RefSeq and is a predicted model, not a curated record.